Messenger RNA from Cricetulus griseus (Chinese hamster), 2002 nucleotides. NCBI's taxonomy places the organism in Eukaryota, Metazoa, Chordata, Mammalia, Rodentia, Cricetidae. The record is from RefSeq and is a predicted model, not a curated record.
CACGGUUGAAGUAGUUUUUGGCCUAGUUCGCGUGCCGUUACGGCGGAGCGACACGCAAAGGAUUGUGGGUGUGCGCUCCAUGUGAACUCAGUCAGGGAUCGGAGCAGGGAAAGUGCGGAGCUGUCUGGUUCUCCGACAGGCUCUCCUUGGGAUUUUGUUUGGUUUUUCUGGAUAUUUCUUCAGUAAGACUUUAAAAAUGUCAUCCAAACAAGAAAUAAUGAAUGACCAGCGCUUUAGGCGGGUUUCAAAGGAUCCCAGAUUUUGGGAAAUGCCAGAAAAGGACCGAAAAGUCAAAAUUGAUAAGAGGUUUCGAGCCAUGUUUCAUGACAAAAAGUUUAAGUUGAGUUAUGCUGUUGACAAAAGAGGGCGCCCUAUCAGCCACAGCACUACGGAAGACUUGAAACGAUACUAUGACCUUUCCGACUCUGAUUCUGAUCUCUCUGAUGAAGAAAGCAAAGUUCUGAACCAAAAGAAAGUGAAGCAGAAAAAAAAAGAAACUGGAAAAGAAGUGAAUUCAAAAGUGCUGGGUGAGGAAAAAAAGAAAGAAACCAAAAAAACUGAACAAAAGGAUCCUAUAAAUAAAAAUGAGUUCAAUAAUUCUGAAAGAAUUCAGAAAAUGAAAAACUUGUGUAAAUCUCAGAAGAUAGGUUCAGAAAUAAGUCCCAAGAAGGAUAGUGAAGAAUUUCUGGAAAAUACAAAAAGGAAAAAGAACAUCAUUGACCACAGUGCAGACUCUCUACAAAAAGGAAAAGCAAGGACCAAAGAUUCUAGUACCUCUGAAAUUGUGAAAUCUCCAACAGCCGCUUGUUCUAAGACAAAAAGAGAAAAGCAAUCAGUUAUAAUGGCAAGAGCCGAUGAUGGUGAAAUGCUCGACAAAGAUGCCCUGGAGGAAGAUUCAGACAGUGGUAGUGAAAUAGGAAGUGAUGAGGAAUCUGAAGAUGAAGUCACAAGUGAUGAUAGAACUUCAACUGAUGAUGAUGAGAAUGAAGACAAUGAAGAAGAGGAAGAUGAAGAUAGUGAGGAUGAUGAUGAAAGUGACAGUGGUCCUGAUCUUGCAAGGGGUAAAGGAAAUGUAGAAACUAGUUCUGAAGAUGAAGAUGAUUUCACAGAUUUAUUUCCAGAAGAACCUGGUUUUGAACAUGCUUGGAGAGAAUUAGAUAAAGAUGCUCCUCGGGCUGAUGAGAUUACACAUCGACUAGCAGUUUGCAACAUGGACUGGGAUAGAUUAAAGGCAAAAGAUUUGCUGGCUCUGUUCAAUUCAUUUAAGCCCAAAGGAGGAGUUGUAUUUUCUGUAAAGAUAUAUCCUUCGGAGUUUGGAAAGGAAAGGAUGAAGGAAGAACAAGUUCAAGGACCAGUAGAGUUACUGAGUAUUCCUGAGGAUGCCCCAGAAAAAGACUGGGCCUCUAGAGAGAAGCUAAGAGACUAUCAGUUCAAACGAUUGAAAUACUAUUAUGCAGUAGUGGAUUGUGAUUCUCCUGAAACAGCAAGUAAGAUUUAUGAAGAUUGUGAUGGCCUGGAAUUUGAAAGCAGUUGUUCUUUCAUAGAUCUAAGGUUUAUACCAGAUGAUACUACUUUUGAUGAUGAGCCCAAGGAUGUGGCCUCAGAAGUUGAUCUAACAGCAUAUAAGCCAAAGUAUUUCACAUCUGCUGCAAUGGGAACAUCAACGGUGGAGAUCACUUGGGAUGAGACUGAUCAUGAAAGAAUCACAACACUUAACAGAAAGUUUAAAAAGGAAGAACUAUUGGACAUGGACUUCCAGGCCUACUUAGCCUCCUCUAGUGAGGAUGAAGAGGAAGAGGAAGAAGCACCACAAGGUGAGGAUGGAGUCAGUGUAGAAGAUGGGAAAACAAAGAAAAAUCAGAAGGAUGAUGAAGAACAAAUUGCAAAAUAUAGACAGCUCUUGCAUGUUAUUAAAGAAAAAGAAAAGAAAGGAAAAGAAAAUGAUAUGGAAAUGGAAAUCAAGUGGGUUCCAGGUAAGAAUAAGUAAAAGUUUUCUUCUGAA